UGCGCCAAAUAUAUUUGACCUAUCCAUACCCACCCCUUGACCUUUCUUCCUCCUCAGGCCCCUCCUUCAACCACACCCUUUUACACCAAGCCAUCCCACAUUCUCCUCUCCCUCUCUUCACCACCAGAGCUUGUUCAAUUAUUAAAACACCCUCCACUCCCCACCACCAUGGCAUCAAGCUCUUGCGGGAAGCACACUAGGUACCAUGGAAUCCGGUGCCGAGGCGGAAAAUGGGUGUCCGAAAUCCGUGAGCCACGUAAGACCAGGCGGAUAUGGCUCGGGACUUACCCAACCCCGGAGAUGGCUGCGGCCGCCUAUGACGUCGCCGCUCUCGCUCUCAAACGGGGCGAUGCUGUUCUCAACUUUCCGAGCUCCAUUGCCUCUUAUCCAGUGCCAGCAUCCACAUCACCGGAGGACAUUCGCAGUGCCGCCGCCGCCGCUGCUGCACUACAGUGGGAUGAGGAGGCAAAUAACAGUCUGAAGAACAGAGAGAGGCAGAGGAAGCAAGAGGACGACAUGAGGACGAUGAUGAAUAGUUCCAGUUUGGCGUCAUCUGUGGGAAUAGAUGAAGAAGAGCUUUUUGGGAUGCCGAAUUUGUUGGCCGAAAUGGCAGAAGGAAUGCUGUUGUCUCCGCCGAGACCGCCUGAUUAUCCUGACUCCUCGGGCAAUUCAGACGGAGGAGAAAGUGAUUUUUUCUGGCCAUAUAUAUAUGGUUGCUUGCGAUCAAACCAAUGCAGUGUGCCUUUACAGAGAGACAGAGGACCCAAGUUUGUAAGCGACAUACUGACUUGCAUAAGACAAAAAAUAAAUAAAAAAUUAUGUGCUGAUAUGAAACCAUCGAUUAGGACCACCCAAUUGAUUAAAAGCUAAAGCUUUCUCGCAAGGCAGGUGAGAAAUGCUCAAAACUUCAAGGCAGAAGAUCCGUAUCCAUUAGGAAAAUAACCUCCUUAUCAUGUAAGUAGGAACUUCUAUAUUUAUGCCAAUAACA
This is a messenger RNA of Prunus avium (sweet cherry), 988 nucleotides long. RefSeq names its product ethylene-responsive transcription factor ERF027-like. Gene Ontology annotation, biological process: regulation of DNA-templated transcription. Gene Ontology annotation, molecular function: DNA-binding transcription factor activity; DNA binding. The record is from RefSeq and is a predicted model, not a curated record. NCBI's taxonomy places the organism in Eukaryota, Viridiplantae, Streptophyta, Magnoliopsida, Rosales, Rosaceae.